AUGAACCAAAAAUUCAUUUUUGCGUUUAUUUUAUUAUUUGCGAUUUCUGUUACCAAUGCUAUCACUCUCAAGAAAAGAACCACUGAAUUUCUUAAAUGUAAUAGUUUAGAUCCUCUUUCUUUUAUAUCUGUAAUAGUUUCACCUAACCCACCAGUUCCUGGACAAAAUGCUACUUUUAGUGUUUCUGGAGUUUUAGGUCAGGAUAUUAAGGAGAAUGGUGUGAUUAUUAUUGCAUUUCGAACCGACGACUGUGUCCCCCUAGGUGUUUAUCCUACGACUUCUGUCCCUCCAACUAAAGCUGGCAUUUAUUUUGGUGCAACAAUCGAAGCUACAGUACCACGAAAUUUUAAACUACACAAUUCAACCGUCUACUAUAUAAAUGCUUAUCUUGAGAAUGGUAAUGUGCCGAUAGGUUGUGCAGAAGCAUGUUUCGGUCAACGUUGUAAAAAUUAG
Molecule: messenger RNA, 453 nt
Organism: Dentiscutata erythropus
Lineage: Eukaryota; Fungi; Glomeromycota; Glomeromycetes; Diversisporales; Gigasporaceae
Source: the annotation of a GenBank genome assembly